This is a messenger RNA of Larimichthys crocea (large yellow croaker), 1661 nucleotides long. It is a transcript of the gene septin8a, whose product is annotated as septin 8a. Gene Ontology annotation, molecular function: GTP binding. The record is from RefSeq and is a predicted model, not a curated record. Lineage: Eukaryota; Metazoa; Chordata; Actinopteri; Sciaenidae.
GCGCGAAGAUGCAAUGCGAGCGUCGAAAUGGUACGCAGCCCGCUCUGACGUACGUAGCAACCGUUGACCGUUGACACCGUUGACACCGCCUGGAAACGCGUCAAGGUGACUUAAAACUGAUUUAAUUUGAAAAAUAUAUUAACAUUUAUUUGACGAGCACUCUUGGUAAUUCAUGAAAACCUGAGCGAAUUAAAAAGAGUGUGAGUUUUCAUUAGAUUUAUCACAUCCGCAUUACUACACAAGCUUAUAUCAGCGCUAUUUGGUGACUUAACUUUCCGCUACAAUGUGCUACACAGUUGAGCUAAACCAAACAAGUUCUUUUUAACUCUCGUAGGCUUCCAGCUAAACGCUAAACGGAUAACAGAAAGCAUUUAGCCCGUCUGAGCGAAGCGGAGGCGACGUGGAAGUGAAUGCUCUUGUCGCCUAGCUAGCUAUCCUCCCUGCCCAGCUACUAGCUGCUCUCCGGGCUGUGCUCCUCUCUUCCUAUCUCUGUCAGCGGCGCGGCUCGGUAGUUUAGCAGGCUAGUACGGAGAGACGAGGGCUGCUCCCUUUCGCCUCUGCUCAGUCUGCCCAGCACACCAACAACACACCAUACAUUCCGCACCAUGGCUGCCAGGGACGUUGACGUAUUUUCGAAUGAAGAGAAGCGUAACCUCAGUUUGGGCGGACAUGUUGGAUUCGACAGCCUCCCCAACCAACUGGUCAGAAAAUCGGUCACACAGGGAUUUUGCUUCAACAUCCUCUGUGUAGGGGAGACUGGUAUCGGCAAGUCGACGUUAAUGAACACGCUCUUCAACACCAUGUUUGAGAACGAAGAGGCGAGCCAUUAUCAGAACGGCGUAUAUCUGCGGCCGCGAACAUACGACCUGCAGGAGAGCGGCGUCCACCUCAAACUGACGAUUGUCGACACCGUAGGCUUUGGAGAUCAGAUUAACAAAGAGGACAGUUACAAGCCCAUCGUUGACUACAUCGACACUCAGUUUGAAAACUAUCUUCAGGAAGAGCUGAAGAUCAAACUUCUGUUUAAUUACCACGACACCAGGAUCCACAUCUGCCUCUAUUUCAUCGCACCAACAGGACACUCCCUCAAGUCCCUGGACCUCGUUACUAUGAAAAAGCUGGACAGCAAGGUCAACAUCAUUCCCAUCAUCGCCAAAGCGGACACAAUCUCCAAGAGCGAGCUCCACAAGUUCAAAAUAAAGAUCAUGAGCGAGCUGGUGAGCAACGGGGUGCAGAUAUAUCAGUUCCCAACAGACGACGAAGCCGUCAGUGAGAUCAACGCCUCCAUGAAUGCUCAUCUGCCAUUUGCUGUUGUUGGUAGUGUGGAAGAGGUCAAAGUGGGCAACAAAACUGUGAGGGCCCGACAGUACCCCUGGGGUGUCGUGGAAGUCGAGAACGAGAGUCACUGCGACUUUGUAAAACUCAGAGAGAUGCUGAUCCGGGUCAACAUGGAGGACCUGAGGGAGCAGACCCAUGCCCGCCACUACGAGCUAUACCGACGCUGUAAGCUAGAGGAGAUGGGAUUCAAAGACACAGAUCCCGACAGCCAACCUUUCAGUCUACAGGAGACCUACGAGGCUAAGAGGAAAGAAUUCUUGGAGGACCUUCAGCGCACGAAGAAGAAAUGCGCCAAAUGUUUGUGAAAUAAAGUAAAAAGGCGG